Molecule: messenger RNA, 1356 nt
Organism: Acaulospora colombiana
Lineage: Eukaryota; Fungi; Glomeromycota; Glomeromycetes; Diversisporales; Acaulosporaceae
Source: the annotation of a GenBank genome assembly
AUGUGCUUCUCCGCGGCUAAAUGGAAGAGAGAGGAGGUCCAGGAUCAUAAAUUUGAUUUCGUGGACGUAGCAGAUUUCUAUGAGGAUAGCAUCCUGCGAAAAUUAAAAUACUCUGUCCUCUUCAUGAUUGUUCUAAAGUCCAUACUGGUGUACAUAGCUGACAUGUGGACUGCAGGGAUUUUGCUCAUUUUUGACCGUUGGGGUUCAUCAGUACAACCUAAAAUUCCUUUCUUCAUCUCGAAAUGGAUCUACGUCGGUUGUAUCUUCAUGUCAUUUCUAUUACUGGCUUGGGAUAUCAAGAAGGCAAGACAUAUAAUAGCGACUAGAGAUAUUUCUUACGCAUUUACAAGCACAAUCGCCUACAGAUUCUAUACUUUGAGAAGCUACAAAAUCAGUGAACUUUUGAAGAAGAAAGUUCAAAAACGCGUUCAGAAAAGACAACAGGAGGCAACCGCGGAAGCAAAAGGGGACUUUAGUCAUCUUAAGAACAAAAAAGGUGGCGAAAAAGAAAUGUUACGUCAGCCCAAAUUACCCAUCUUUCAAGAUGAUGCGCCGUUACUUCCACCUUAUGGUCAAAUCCCAUACGCCAACCCUCCGGAUGCAAUGAUGCUACCACCAUAUGGUUCAAGAUCCGGUACACCAGGACCAACAAGACCGGGUACUCCGGUUUCUAGAAGUGGGACCUUAGGAACAAGAGCCGGCACUCCGGUUCCUAGAACUGGAACUCCAGGUCCGAGACCCGGCGUUCCAGGAAACGGCCCGCCCGGUAGUCAACGUGGACCAUUCAUGAGUCGUCGCAACAGUAAUUCUUCUAUUCGCUCUGAUAUGACGGGGUAUUCCGCCUAUUCAGGAACAACAACGUACACCCUGUCGGGUCCGGGCUAUCCUGUUCCUAGCAGGUCUCACACUCCCAUUCCUAGCAGAUCUCAUACUCCUGUUCCUAGAGCUUAUACACCGGCUCAAAUGCCAAGACAGCAGAAUCCCGGAAUCGACGCUGAGAGUCUCUAUGGUGGCGCCUUCGACGGUUAUGACUUCGACCACGAGGAUAGUUCACAUACAGCAGAUGAAUUCAAUGCUGUUGUUGACAAUUUCCGUAGCGAUAACAUGUCGCAAACAAUAAUAGAUACUAGACGCAUGCCACCUCCUGCAGCAUAUCCACCCCAUAUGCGCUCAAAUUCGCCAACACCAUCGGUAUCCUCUACGACCUCAAGUCGCGUUCGACCACAGCAAACACGCACGGUCAAUGCUGAUGUUUCGGUUUCUUCGAGGUAUUACCAGUCUGAUCAGAGAGGUCCCAGACAAAACAAUUAUGCACAACAAGGGGGUGGUCAAGCCAAACCCGAUUCCAUAUACUAA